AUGUCAUCAUCAUCAUACGAUUCCAAUCCUAUUUUACAUGCUAAUAUUUUCUCUCGAUUUUUUCAUAGUUGGGUAACUCCUUUAUUAAAAAAAAGUCAUAAAAAUGGUGUAUUACAUUUAAAUGAUCUUUAUGAUCUACCAGCUCAUCUUCAUUCAACAGAACUUACUGAUAAACUUGAACAAAAUUGGUUUGAUGAAGUAAAACGAUAUCCAAAUAAUCCAAGUCUUAUACGAGUAACACUACGUACAGUAGGCUGGAAACCAUUUGCUUAUGGUAUUCUUGCAUUUUUAAAUGGAUUACUUCAAAUUAUUCAACCAUUGAUCGUAACAGUACUCAUGCGUUUCUUUGAACCGUGUUCUUCGAUGCCUUCAUGGCAAGCUUGGCUUCUUGCUAUGGCAACAAUUGUUGCUGCAUUAAGCUCAAGUCUUAUUAAUAAUGAGUAUAUUUAUAAAAUUGAUAUAUAUGCUAUGCAAAUCUUUAUCGCUUAUACAGGUUUAAUUUAUCGUAAAGUUCUUCGAUUAUCACUCUAUUCAAUGAAUAGUAUUACUUCGGGAGAAAUUACUAAUUUAUUAGUGAAUGAUGCAAAUCAAAUUCAACGUGUAGCAAUUUUCUUCAAUGAUAUCACAAGAAUUCUUCAAAUAACUGAUGAACGUUUAAAAAUAAUGUCUGAAAUAAUUAAAUCAAUGCGUAUUGUAAAAAUGUAUUGUUGGGAAAGAGCAUUUAUUCAAAAAAUUUGUGUCAUAAGAAAACGAGAAAUUAUUCAAUAUACUUUCUAUGCUAUAUGCAAGUGUAUUCAAGAUAUAUUUUCAAAUAAUUAUACUACGUUAAUUUUUCUAAUGAUGUAUGGAACAAUGUGGUCAUUAGAUAUAAGAUUGGAUACACGUUUUUUUGCUAUAUCUUCUUGUUUAUUGGGUUUUAUGAGAAUAUAUUGUAUUAAUUACUUUUCAUAUGCUAUUCGUGAUAUUUCAAAUUAUUUAGUUGCUAGAAAACGAAUUGAAGUUUUUUUAUUACUUGACGAAUGUGAACGAGAUAUUCGAUUAUUAUCAUCAUCGAAUGAAAUAGAAAUAAUUAAUAAUAUUACACAAGAGAAUGGAGUAUUUAAAUUACAAAAUAUUGUUUUUGAUGCUCAUCCAGGUGAUUUAAUCUGUAUUAUUGGAGCAGUUGGAUCAGGCAAAGUCUGUGAAAUUGGGUUUUUCGAAGGAAAAGUUCGAUUACAUGGAUCAUUUUGUUAUGUACCACAGGAAGCUUGGAUCUUUUCAUCAACAAUAAAAAAUAAUAUUCUUUUUGGUAAAGAAUAUAAUCAUAAAUUAUUUCAACGUGUUAUAGAAGCCACAGCACUUGACAUCGAUUUGGAGCAACUAUCUCAAGGUGUUAAUACUCUUGUUGGUGAUCAAGGUGUUAUGUUAUCUGGCGGUCAAAAAGCACGAGUGGAUAUGGCACGAGCACUUUAUCGCAAUGCUGAUAUUUAUCUAUUAGAUGAUCCUCUAUCUGCUGUUGAUGUUAAAGUAUCUAAACAUCUUUUUUAUAGAUCAAUCAAGGAUUAUCUUUGCGAUAAAAUAUGCAUUUUAGUCACUCAUCAAAUACAAUUUUUACAAGAUGCAACUAAAAUUAUUGUUCUCGAUCAAGGUAAAAUGAUACAAAUGGGCACCUACAAUGAAUUAAUUUCUUCAUCAUCUUCGUUUGCUCAUUUAUUGGAAGAUAUUAAUCAACAAGAACAACAACAAAAUGCAGCGAAUAUUCAACAACAACAAUCCAUAAUUAGUUCAACUUAUUCUGAAAAAGAGGAUAAAGAUGAAGUUAUGAGUAAUAUUGAUACGAAACAACAAGAUGCAAUUAAAUGGACUGUUUAUACUUCAUAUAUAAAAGCGGGUCUUGGUUGUAUUUUCGGUUUUUUCUUUAUUUUAUUACUUUUAACUGCAUAUCAAACAACAUUUAUAUAUAGUAGUUGGUGGAUAGCAACAUGGAGUGAUGAUGAAAGUCAUCGAUAUAGAAAUUUUAAUCAAUGUAUAUCAACUACUAUUGAAAAUAGAAGUCAUUUAUAUUCGAUGAGUAAUAAUGAAUGGUAUAUAUAUCGUAAUCAAAAAUUUUAUAGUUAUUGUAGAAUUGUUAUGCUACUAUUAAUAUUAACUUUUUUGCGUACUUUUGCAUUAGAAUUAAUGUGUUUAAAUGCUGGACGAGUACUUCAUAAUAAAAUGUUUCGACGCGUUAUUCGUUGUCCUAUAGCAUUUUUUGAUACAAAUCCUAUUGGUCGAAUUAUAAAUCAUUUUACUAGAGAUGUUCUUAUUAUGGAUACUGAUAUAGUUCUGGAUGUUCCAGAUUUUUUGAAUAGUUUAAGUUCAGUAUUAGGAACAGUUAUUUUAAUUGGAUUACUUAAUCCAUGGGCUUUUAUUCCAGCUUUUAUAGGAAUUAUUGGAAUGUUAAUUGUACGUUAUCGUUUUGCUCGAUGUUUUCGUGAUCUAAGACGAAUUACAGAAACAACACGAAGUCCAUUGUAUUCAUAUUUAUCUUCAACAAUUCAUGGAUUAAAAGUUAUUCGAUCAUAUCAUGCUGAACAAAUGUGUUCACAACAAUUUCUUUCGUAUCUUGAUCAAAAUAUUCGAGCUUAUUAUUUGACUUCAGUUGUUGAAAGAUGGUCGGCCAUACGUUUUGAUUGGAUCUCAUUUAUAUUUCUCGGUCUUGUUACAUUAUGUUCUAUGCUUGUACGCAUUUAUAAACAAGAAUUAUCAACUGCUGAUAUUGCACUUACUCUAUCUUAUAGUCUUAAUUUAAUGGGACUUUUUCAAUGGACAAUUAGCCAAUCAGUCAGAGUUGAAACUCAUAUGACAGCUGUUGAACGAAUCUUAGAAUAUUGUUCACUUGAACAGGAACCAACUGUACAACUUUCAUUAAACAAUCGACUAUCAAAUAAUUGGCCAUCACAUGGUCAAAUUGUAUUUCGAAAUGUAUCGAUGUCAUAUUCAAAUGAUGAUAAGACAUCACUUGUUUUACAUAAUAUAACAUUAACAAUUCAAAGUGAAGAAAAAAUAGGUAUAGUAGGAAGAACUGGUGCGGGAAAAAGUUCUUUAAUUCAAGUACUUUUUCGUAUGGGUAUACUUGUUAAUGGUCAAAUCGAAAUUGAUAAUAUUGAUAUAUCAACAAUACCAUUAGAUGAUCUUCGAAGUCGAAUAUCUAUUAUUCCACAAGAUCCAGUUCUUUUUACAGGUACAAUUAGAAAUAAUCUUGAUCAAUUUAAUAAUUAUACGGAUCAACAAAUAUGGAAUGCAUUAGAUCAAGUACAAUUAAAGACGUUAGUAAAUGAUACUAUGUCAAAUGGAUUAGAUUCAUUAGUUAGUGAAAAUGGUUGUAAUCUAAGUGUUGGACAAAAACAAUUAAUAUGUUUAGCAAGAGCAAUUUUAAAACAAACUAAAAUUCUUGUCAUUGAUGAAGCAACAGCUAAUGUUGAUAAUGCUACAGAUGAAUUAAUUCAACAAGCUAUUCGAGAUAAAUUCAAAGAAUGUACUGUAUUAACAAUAGCACAUCGUCUAAGAACAGUCAUUGAUAGUGAUCGAAUUUUGGUGUUGAGUAAUGGAGAAGUAGUAGAAUUUGAUACACCAUCCUCAUUAUUAGCUAAUUCAAAUUCUUAUUUUACUUCAUUGGUGCAACAAACUGGUUCAAAUGAAGCUGAAUAUCUUCGAACACUAGCAAAUCGAACGAAUAUGAACACGAAAUCGGUAGCACAAAAAACAACUACUGAUGAUGAUAUUAUACCAAUAAUGAACGAGAGUGAUCCUCUUUUAAUGUAA
This is a messenger RNA of Adineta steineri, 3783 nucleotides long. Lineage: Eukaryota; Metazoa; Rotifera; Eurotatoria; Adinetida; Adinetidae. The record is from the annotation of a GenBank genome assembly.